This is a messenger RNA of Myotis myotis, 6054 nucleotides long. RefSeq names its product leucine rich repeat and fibronectin type III domain containing 3 (gene LRFN3). Gene Ontology annotation, molecular function: protein binding. The record is from RefSeq and is a predicted model, not a curated record. NCBI's taxonomy places the organism in Eukaryota, Metazoa, Chordata, Mammalia, Chiroptera, Vespertilionidae. The transcript is spliced from 3 exons. Bases 985 to 2862 code for a protein of 625 amino acids.
GUGCCCUCACCCGGCGUGCCCGGGUCUGCUCGCCCCACCCCGGCCCCCGGGGCUUCCUGGCCGUCCCCUCCCCCACCGCAGCCGACCCCUUCGCUCCUGGCCAGCCUCCGCCACACACUGGGAAGCAAGCUGGUAGCCUGCACCACAGACCCUGCAACCCGACAUCGGGGGCCUGCACUCUGAGAUUGGACCCAGAGAUCUGGAAACAGGGACCCCAAGACAGGAGUCUGAACACCAAUAUCUGGGGCUGGAAUCUCAAUAUCAGUCGCUGAGAACCCAACAUUUGGAACCUGAGCCCCAAGACUUGGAAUAUGGAUCCCAACAUUUGGAGCCUGAACCUCAAUAUUUGGAAUCUAAAUCCCCCAAUGGAGCUAAACUCUGAAUUCUGUGCCUGAGACCUUGAAAUCUGGGAUGGGAUUCCUGUGUCUAUUCCCCCAGAAUCCACUACUUGGGACCUGAACCCUGAGAUUUAGGCCUCAAAUUCCAAGAUCCGAACCCUGGCAUUCCAAGGGGCCUAAACCUGAGUUCUGGCCUGAAGUCCUUGCUGCAAACCCGAAUGCUGAAAUCUGGGACUAGAGACCUCCGAAACUUGACUUAGCAACCCCAAUAACUGAGCCCAGCACCCCAGUACCAGACCCCAGGACUGGACUUAGGACUUAGACCCUAAACUCUCCAUUUGGCUGUUUCGUAUCCCAAGGCUGGAGCUGGGUGACCCUGACUCUGAACGACCUAAAGGGGUGCCUGGGUCUCUAAAAUUGGACCCUAGUUGCCCAAUAUUUGGGGAUCUGAGACUCUAAGUACCAAGGUCUAGAGACUCCAUGACCACAUAUAUAAGCUGAGACACGAGGACAGUCCCUCUACAAAGGCCUUGGGGACAGGAAGGAACAACUGAGCACCCCCUCCAGAGCCCUGACCUUUGACCCCCUGGGAGCCUGAAGACUCUGCUCCCUGGGACGCUUCCAACUCAGGCCACCGCUGCCCGAGAUGGCCGUCCUCCCGCUGCUCCUUUGCCUGCUGCCGCUGGCCCCUGCCUCAUCUCCACCCCAGCUAGCUACACCCAGCCCGUGUCCCCGUCGCUGCCGCUGCCAGACACAGUCACUGCCCCUAAGUGUGCUGUGCCCAGGGGCAGGCCUUCUAUUUGUGCCACCCUCGCUGGACCGCCGGGCAGCCGAGUUGCGCCUAGCGGACAACUUCAUUGCGGCUGUGCGUCGCCGUGACCUGGCCAACAUGACGGGCCUGCUGCAUCUGAGCUUGUCACGUAAUACCAUCCGCCAUGUGGCAGCCGGUGCCUUUGCUGAUCUUCGCGCCCUGCGUGCUCUGCAUCUAGAUGGUAACCGGCUAACCUCACUGGGCGAGGGUCAGCUGCGUGGCCUGGUCAACUUGCGCCAUCUCAUCCUGAGCAACAACCAGCUGGCAGCCCUGGCAGCUGGUGCCCUGGACGACUGUGCCGAGACACUUGAAGACCUCGACCUCUCCUACAACAACCUGGAACAGCUGCCCUGGGAGGCUUUGGGCCGCCUGGGCAAUGUCAAUACAUUGGGCCUCGACCACAACCUGCUGGCUUCUGUGCCUGCUGGCGCCUUUUCCCGCCUGCACAAGUUGGCACGGCUGGAUAUGACCUCCAACCGCCUGACCACCAUCCCACCUGACCCACUCUUCUCCCGCCUACCACUGCUAGCCAAGCCCCGGGGGUCACCUGCCUCUGCCCUGGUGCUGGCCUUCGGUGGGAACCCCCUGCACUGCAACUGCGAGCUGGUGUGGCUGAGGCGGCUGGCGAGGGAGGAUGACCUCGAAGCCUGCGCCUCCCCACCUGCUCUGGGUGGCCGCUACUUCUGGGCUGUGGGUGAGGAGGAGUUUGUGUGUGAACCCCCUGUGGUAACUCACCGCUCACCACCGCUGGCAGUGCCUGCUGGUCGGCCAGCUGCCCUGCGCUGUCGGGCUGUGGGGGACCCCGAGCCCCAUGUGCGUUGGGUAUCACCCCAGGGCCGGCUGCUGGGCAACUCGAGCCGCGCUCGCGCCUUCCCGAAUGGGACGCUGGAGCUGCUGAUCACUGAGCCGAGUGAUGGAGGCAUCUUCACCUGCAUUGCGGCCAAUGCAGCUGGCGAGGCCACGGCUGCUGUUGAACUAACCGUGGGUCCCCCACCACCACCCCAGCUAGCCAACAGCACCAGCUGUGACCCCCCGCGGGACGGGGAUCCUGAUGUCCUCACCCCACCUUCUGCUGCCUCUGCCUCCGCCUCCGCCAAGGCAGCAGACACUGGGCCCCCUACUGACCGUGGUGUCCAGGUGACUGAGCAUGGGGCCACAGCUGCUCUCGUCCAGUGGCCAGAUCAGCGGCCUAUCCCAGGCAUUCGCAUGUACCAGAUCCAGUAUAACAGCUCAGCCGAUGACAUCCUCGUCUACAGGAUGAUCUCAGCCGACAGCCGAUCCUUCCUGUUGACAGACCUGGCGUCCGGCCGCACCUAUGAUCUGUGCGUGCUAGCAGUGUAUGAGGACAGCACCACGGGGCUGACAGCUACACGGCCGGUUGGCUGCGCUCGCUUCUCCACAGAGCCCACACUGCAACCCUGCGGGGUCCCGCAUGCACCCUUCCUGGGUGGCACCAUGAUCAUCGCGCUGGGUGGUGUCAUCGUGGCCUCAGUACUGGUCUUCAUCUUCGUUCUGCUUAUGCGCUACAAGGUGCACGGUGGCCAGCCCCCCGGCAAGGCCAAGGCACCCGCACCCGUCAGCAGCGUUUGCUCCCAGACCAACGGCACCACACAGGCCCCGUCUGCUCCUGAGCCCUCCGCACCGAGGGCCCAUACCAUGGUCCAGCUGGACUGUGAGCCCUGGGGGCCCAGUCACGAACCCACAGGACCCUAGCCUCGUGCCCACCAAGGGGUGGCAGGACCUAAGCCCCCUGUGGGACCUGGCCUCAGACUCACCAAAUUGUUCACGGUUUUUAAAACUCUGAUGGGGAGGGUGUCAGGGGCACUGAGGGGCACAACAAGAAAGUCCUAUUUUUCUAAGCUUGGGCCUGGGCCCUUGCCCUUGUCUCUGUCUGUGGGAGUUGGGAGGAUCAUGCAGGGCCUGGAGCUGGGGAUGCCUCUUCUGGGGAGAGAUCUACCUAGUUCUGUCCAAGGUCCCUGGAUGUGGCUGAGGAUGGUCAUCCAUUUAGUCAACAGACAUUCCUUGAGCGUUGUCUCUGAGCACGUCCUGUGAUGGGUGAUGCUGUGGUGACUCUGACAGCCCCAGCUCUGCCCUCAGACAGUGAUCAGAGAUGUGGUCAUGAGGGAAGCCUGGGAGAUUGUGGGAGCCCAGGAAAGGGGCCUGACUCAGCCUAGGAAGAGCUUCCUGGAAGAGAGAUGGGACCUGAGAAUUCUCUCUGAAGGAGAUAACUGGCCCAGAGCAGAGGGAAGGGUGUUCCAGGCAGAGGGCACAGUACAACCAGGGGCUUCGUAAGUGCCAGACAUUGGGGGUGCUGUGAUAGAGGAGAGGUAGGAGGGGUGAGCAGGGUCCAGGCUUUCCGGGCGGAGGAGCUCAGACUCUGGCCGGACAGUAUUGGGAAGCCAUGGAAGAUUUAAUGCAGAGGAGGACAGCGUCAGGUUUGGGCUUUAGGAAGAUCCUUCUAGCUGCCAUGGGGAAGGUGGACCAGAGGGGAAACCUGAUGUAAGGAGCCUGGGGGGGAGCCAGGGUAAGGACCUGUGUGAGUAAGGACAAGACUGGAUCAGGGAGGGUGGGGCUGGGGAAAGCAGUUGGGCUGGGUGAGGGGACAUUCAGGAAACUUGAGUGGCUGAGUUAUGGAACUGAAGAACCACGGGGGAGGGAAGUGUCCAGGAUGAGGCCCAGGGCUCUGGCCAAGGGAGGGACACCGGAGCUGCUAUGAUACUGGACCAGGGAGAAGGGGCAGAUUUGGGGAAGAUGCCAAAGCCAGUGGGACUUGGUGGAUGUGGAGUACCCAGAGGGCAUCCAGAGGUGAUUGGCAGGGGGCCUUGGCCUCUGGACUUUUCAUGUCUAAGGGACAGACAACGAAAAGCCUAGACUAAACAGGAGCAGCAGGUGGAGGGACAUAGAAGCACACUGGGCAAGUCAGACCCAAGUUAUUCUUAUGUUUAAUGAUAUCCAGGCUGCCGUGAGAGUAGUGUUAGGGGUUCAGUUGGACAGAUGCCAGACUCCGCUGAUUUGAAAGUAGGAGGUAAGAAAGUAUAGAGAGGGAGUGUAGACCUGCCAUUCUGUGGGCCUAGAGCCUGGUCCAGGUUGAUCUGGACCUUUCUGCACAUCUCUCCAGGGCUGGUCCUCACUGUCUUGAACUGCCCUAGGCUCCCCUCAGAUACUAAGAGGUUCGGAGGACCAAACCCUGGGCCUUGGAAAUAUCAGGCCUCAUUGGAGAUCCCGGAAUGGGAUUAGCAGGAAGAGGAAUAGUGCUCCUUGAUCUCAAGCUACUCUUUGGUGGGUUCAGAGGCAGAGAUGUGGAGGGACCUUGGGUCCUAUCAGUAUUCUCUGGAGUGAUGCUGAUGUGAGGAGCAGGGUGAAGUGGGCCCAAGACCAGACUGGCCGUUCUCAUGUGGGGCGCCACAGCUUUGUGGGUGGGUGUAGGUCUUGGAAAUGACUUUCCAUUGGCCAUGGAACACCUGGGUCCCAGGGAUCUGGCCUGACUCCCAUCGUUAGGUCCUUCCUUUUGUUAUCCUCCGGUGGCUGAGGCCAGGAGCAGCCAUCGGGGACAGUGAGGUAUCUUGAGAAAAAGGCCUAGGGAGGAGCAGGUUUGGAUACCUAGAACCAGUUGCUGCCAUGAGGGGGAGCCAGAGUGCACUGUUCCUCAACCCUGUUUUUAAAAUACUAAGUUACUGCGUGCCUACUUGUGCUACAUGCUGGGGAUUCAGUAAUGAACAGAUACCGGCCUGUCCUGCCCUCAUUUACCUCACCAUCGGGUGGGGAAACAAAUGUUAAAUAAUCACAAAAGCAAGUGUAAGCAUCGGUGGUGACAAGUGGGGCCAUGCAGGGAUCCAUGGAACCGUGAGACCUGCAGCCAGGGGACCUGGCCCAGGAAGAGAGGUUGAGGGAGGCUUCCUGGAGGAAGUGAUGCCUUGGCGAGACCUGAAGGAUGAUCAGGUUGGAGUUAACUACACAAGGAAUGGAAAGGGCAUUCCAUGCAAAUGGAACAGCAUGUACAGAAGUUCAGGAGCUGAGGGAUGCAUGGUGAGGGAAGGGCUGAAAGAGGCCAUGUGCUGGAGUAUGGUGGGGAAAAGGAAGUGAUGCCGUGUUGACUUGAGAGUAAGAAGGGGACAGGUGAUGCAGGCUACUGUAGGCUACUGGGAAGGGUCUGGGUUUUAUUCUAAGCGGCAUGAGAAGCCAUCGGAGGGUCUUGAGCAGUGAGGAGAGUUGUCCUUUCUAAUCCUAAAGAAACUCCAGUGGCAGGUCUGUUUGCAUGUGGGAACUAAAGUAAAGCAGGGAGACCAGGGAGGAGGCUAGUGUAAUGGUCCAAGCAGAAGGCGUGGGGCCUGAGUGGAUGGAUUGGAGAGAGAUUUGAGACUACUUCACCAGAAGCCUCCAUCCCCUAUGCAAGUGAUGAUAGUCUAGAUCACUGUCCAGCUACCUGGUUUUCAGGCAAGAUUGCUGAGACUGGGGAAGAAAGAUCCAUUCCUUACAUGGGGGAGCUGGCCUCUCUGAGGCAUAGGAAUUAAUGACCUUUUCCACAUUCAAGUACCAGGCAAACAGUAGGUCAAGACUCUGCAAGGCAGAGGCUGUGGGUGGUUGUGGGGGAUGUGAACACGGGAAAUGUGAGCCCAAAAGGGGGACACACCUGGUGGUAGCUUAUUACAUGUUUGGAAGCAGGGAGGAUAGAAGGAGGUACAUAGGAGUAGGCUGGUCCUUCCAGCAUGGUACCCCCGUAGGCUCCUUCACAGGAUGCCUGGACCAUCUCCCAGCCCUAUGCAGAAACAAUACAAGUGGACAAAUGGUCACAUGUAUCUAGAACAGUGGUUCUCAACCUUCCUAAUGCUGCAACCCUUUAAUAUAGUUCCUCAUGUUGUGGUGACCCCCAACCAUAAAAUUAUUUUCGUUGCUACUUCAUAACUG